This is a messenger RNA of Gilbertella persicaria, 939 nucleotides long. RefSeq lists its product as uncharacterized. The coding region runs from base 101 to 820 and encodes 239 amino acids. Gene Ontology annotation, biological process: DNA-templated transcription initiation; DNA-templated transcription. Gene Ontology annotation, cellular component: RNA polymerase I complex. Lineage: Eukaryota; Fungi; Mucoromycota; Mucoromycetes; Mucorales; Choanephoraceae. The record is from RefSeq and is a predicted model, not a curated record. The transcript has 4 exons.
GUCACGGAAGUUCGUGAAUUGACUUGCUUUUCUGAGCAAAAAAAAAAAAGUGAGGACAACUCUUGUUUUUCAAGACAAAAAAAAAACAUAUACAUAGACCAUGGCCAUUGAGGAAAAGAAGCGCAAGCAUAAAGAGAGUUCAGAAAAGAGUAGCAAAAAAAAGCACAAGUCUGCUACAAAGAUCACCACACCUGCUUCUCCCGUCACUACUAUUGCAACAACACCAACUGUUUCAAGCUCUUUCUCGGAAGUUGUAGUCAAACUCUAUCUUCACUUGGCCCCUAUGUGGUCCGGAAAGACUAUGGAAGGCGUCAACGAACAACUGAAUGCAUUUUUGAUGAAAUACCUUCCUGAAGUUGAUGGCGUUGUUCUUGCACAUUCUGACGUGAAAUUCGUGACAGAGAAAGGAAAAAUCCUCUAUGACUCACCUUUCUUUCACUUUUUCAUUACAGCCAAAUUCUUGGUCUGGAAACCUAAAAGAGGAUCCAAACUUGUUGGACGCAUCAACUUGCAAUCAGAAGAUCAUAUUGGUCUUUUAAUUUAUGGCACCUUCAACGCUUCUAUUCCAAAGUCUCGCAUACCUUCUUCUGUCUACGAAUGGAAAGUCAAUGAAGAAGAAACAGUGCCUGAAGUGAAGCAAGAAGACGAGACUGAGCAAGAAUCGGAACCAGCAGCUGAAGAAAGAACUAGAACUCAAUAUGGUGAAUGGAUCAAUAAAUCCACUGGCAGUAGUAUUGGUGGUGAAGAUGGUACACUUGAAUUUAACGUAGUUGACAUUAUUGAAGCCAAUGACAUUUUGACUGUUACUGGAUCUCUUUAGACUGUAAAUUAAAUAUUGACAAUACAAAAAAAAAUCAACCUUUCCUCAGAACGCACAUCCACACGUAAACACACAUACACCUCUUUACAUUUUUAUAUUAAACUAUUAUCUGCAUGCCA